Peromyscus maniculatus bairdii (prairie deer mouse) is the source of this 1871-nucleotide messenger RNA. The record is from RefSeq and is a predicted model, not a curated record. NCBI's taxonomy places the organism in Eukaryota, Metazoa, Chordata, Mammalia, Rodentia, Cricetidae.
CUCGGGAGUCUAUAAAGCCCGGCUACACGCGGCCCGCUCGGCUGGACUCCCCCAGCCGAAGCCAGCCCCGCCGAGCCGAGCGGAGCGAGCGCAGCCCCCCGAGGGGCGCCGGGCGCCGGAGCCAUGACCCUCCGCCGACUCAGGAAGCUGCAGCAGAAGGAGGAGGCGGCGGCCGCUCCGGACCCCGCUGGCCGGGCUCCCGACUCGGAAGCGGCUCGUGCCGCGCCGGCCCCGGCUCCGGCCCCCGCGGGCCCCCCAGCUGCCGCCGCUCCGCCUGGAGCCAACCCGGGAGACGAGCUGUACGCGGCGCUGGAGGACUACCACCCGGCGGAGCUGUACCGUGCGCUCGCGGUGUCCGGGGGCACCCUGCCCCGCCGAAAGGGCUCAGGAUUCCGUCGGAAGAAUUUCAGCCAGAGUCCUGAACAGCAGCGGAAGGUGCUGACUUUGGAGAAGACAGACAACCAGACCUUCGGCUUUGAAAUCCAGACUUACGGCCUUCACCACCGGGAGGAGCAGCGUGUAGAGAUGGUGACUUUCGUCUGCCGAGUUCACGAGUCCAGCCCUGCCCAGCUGGCUGGGCUCACACCAGGGGACACCAUCGCCAGCGUCAACGGUCUCAAUGUGGAAGGCAUCCGGCACCGAGAGAUUGUUGAUAUCAUCAAGGCAUCCGGCAACGUUCUCAGACUGGAAACUCUGUAUGGGACGUCCAUUCGGAAGGCAGAACUGGAGGCGCGCCUGCAGUACCUUAAGCAAACCCUGUAUGAGAAGUGGGGAGAGUACCGAUCGCUGAUGGUUCAGGAGCAGCGCCUAGUACAUGGCCUGGUGGUGAAGGACCCAAGCAUCUAUGACACACUGGAGUCGGUGCGCUCCUGCCUCUACGGCGCUGGCCUGCUCCCUGGCUCGCUGCCCUUUGGGCCGCUCCUCGCUGCGCCUGGGGGUCCCCGCGGGAGCGCGCGGCGCGCCAAGGGGGACGCCGACGACGCCGUGUACCACACUUGCUUCUUCGGGGCCCUGUGCGGCGCCGCCGGCCUGCGCAAGACCAAGUACCGCAGCUUCCGCCGGCGGCUGCUCAAGUUCAUCCCCGGACUCAACCGCUCCCUGGAGGAAGAGGAGAGCCAGCUGUAGGGGCGCGGGUGGGCAGGCGGGAGGUAUUUAUUUAUUUAUUCGUCCUAACAGCCAGUGCGAAAAGUGGGGGCAGGAGUGCCGAGUGCCGGCCCAAGGACCCCAGGAGCCCAAAGCUGCGGGAGAGGGUCCUUGGCUAGCUCUGGCCGACGGUCUGGUCGGUGCACGGGUUGUCUCUGCGGAGGAAAAGGGGAGCCCGGUUGCUUUCUUCCUUCCCCUACACCACAUCAGGAUCUCUGCAGGGGGAGGGAGACACUGGGAGUUGGGAGAGGUCUGGGGGACCAAAGAGGGCUGUGCGGGCCUACAGUCUGGGUCAGUUGUGCCUUGUGGGGGCCCUGUCCCAAGAAGCCCUCUCCAAAAGCUCUACUUGCUCCCCAACCCUUCGCCUUGGGGAGAGGAGAUCCGUCAUGGGUCAUUCCCCGCCCUACACAGACAGACAGACAGACAGACACACACACACAUACACAUACACACACACACACACACCAAUGGACCAGUUGGUAUCCAGGGGGCAAGGUGCUGGUUACUCCCCUGCAGCCUUGACCCCUAAGGGCUUAGCCCCUCUCCAGGGGCCUGUAACUAAGUGGGUCUUGCCAGGCAGUGGUCCUGGGUCCUGUGCUCCUUGGGGAGCAGGAAGGAGUUCGUUCAGGUGGGGUGGGGCAGCCUGGACUGUGCCACCGUUUGUUUUUUUUUUUUUGGCAUAUGUUGCUUCUGAACCACAAACUGUAUAAAAUUGAUGGUUUUUUGCA